This is a messenger RNA of Panicum hallii, 1311 nucleotides long. RefSeq names its product putative disease resistance RPP13-like protein 3. The transcript is spliced from 2 exons. NCBI's taxonomy places the organism in Eukaryota, Viridiplantae, Streptophyta, Magnoliopsida, Poales, Poaceae. The record is from RefSeq and is a predicted model, not a curated record. Bases 18 to 290 code for a protein of 90 amino acids.
GAGACAAGAGAAGAUAGAUGGCGGAGGCCGUCAUUGGGCCGCUGCUGGGGAGGAUCCAGCAGCUGGUGGUGAGCGAGGGUAGGAAGUUGGCGGCUGUAAGCGAGGACAUUCAGAGCCUCCGUGACAAGCUCAUCCUCAUUCAGGCCUUCCUCUGGGAUGCGGACCUUCGCCGUCGUGCAAUGUCCGACGAGUUCACACGAGCAUGGGUGCAGCAAAUCCGAGAUGCCGUGUUUGACGCACAGGAUUCUAUCGACCAAUACUUCUUCAGGGUGGACCUCUCGAGGGUGUGACACUUCAUCACCACGUCGUCCACACGCCUAUGGCCUCUGCCGGGUGUAGGUACUUGUAGAUGGCGAAGGCUCCCUUGCAGCGAGCGCGCACCAACCAUCAAUGGUGAUGGCGACGGGGAGAAUGAACAUGACCGUUGUGACGGAGAAGCGACGCGUGGCGAGUGGAACUCCGGCACCAUCCGUCGUUCGAGCUAGCGGCACGCACCAGUGGCACGGCAAUCAGGGGUCAGGACGGGAUGGGACGGGACACUUGAGCUGGGUCCAUGGUUCAAUCCAAGGGGACUAGCAGACGGCCAAAAGCAUUGCCGUUUUUCCACUUUCUAGAUAUUCCAAUAGAGACUUUCAUCCCUUGCCAUGCUGUGGGAUUAUCAUGAGGCUCCACGCAAUCACAACUUGAUGGAGAAAUUCUCUAUAGGUUUGAUUAAAUUUGAUCAAAUUUAACUUAGGAUAAAUAUAAUACAACCUUUAGCCUACCACUAAACCUCGAAAAGAAAAUUUGCACAUCUACUUGGGCUUGGGCUUGGGCUUAUAUAUACCUGCUUGAGCCUAGGGAAGAAGAAGCAGGCCCAGUUGAGCUCGACGCCGAUGCUCCGUGUUUGAACCGCAACAUACGAAACAAUCUGUAGCUAUAAUCAUGGUGAACUUUGGUGCCCGUUUGUGUAUGCACGCGUGUCAAGGAAAAGAGCGUCAGAAAUACUUGAAGAUGUUCGUGAGGACUGAAAAAAUGGGGAGCUAGCCCUAUAAACCGAGUUCAAAACAGAUCUUUUUUUGAUACAACCCAAGCCCAAUUUACUUGCGCGGGCCCUCCAUUCGUGCGCUUACGUACGAUGGCCCAAAUGGAAAAAGAAAACGCAUCAACACAGGCCCAUGUACGUGGUGGCACCAAAUCCAAAUGAGUGCUAGGCUGCUUGCUUGCCGUCAUCCUGUGAAAUAAAAAAAAAUCCAAAAUUUACAAUAUAUAUAUAUAUUAAAGAUUUGUUUGUUUGCCUCAUAGAUUAUUUAUAUAAUCUGAUUUACGGUU